Chenopodium quinoa (quinoa) is the source of this 1400-nucleotide messenger RNA. RefSeq names its product pentatricopeptide repeat-containing protein At1g62350-like. The transcript is spliced from 2 exons. The record is from RefSeq and is a predicted model, not a curated record. The coding region runs from base 272 to 1096 and encodes 274 amino acids. NCBI's taxonomy places the organism in Eukaryota, Viridiplantae, Streptophyta, Magnoliopsida, Caryophyllales, Amaranthaceae. Gene Ontology annotation, molecular function: protein binding.
UCAAAUUUCAGGUGUCAUCCCUAAUCCUUGAGUAGAAAUAAUCAAGUUCAAUUUUUUUGUUUAAAAGUUAAAGAGAAAGCCUGAACUAAAUAGUAAAUACACAGAAUCUCGCAUAAGUCAAUCAGACUCGGGUUAUAAUUAAGUCCGAAAUGGCAAGUUAAAUAGCAAUUUGUCCGAAACAAUUUGCCGCCAUUAAUGAGUCUGCAACUAGAACUAAACGACUACUAAAAUUCUGGGAAUUCAACAAAAAUCGAAGGUUAAUUCAUAAUCCAUGUUUGUUCAUAGUCGUUCUGCAAAAUCAUUCCUCCGAGCAAUUUCAAUUUCAAUUUCAACUUCAACAUCAAACCCAGAAACAAUUUCUCAUCUAUUCCCUAAAACCCUAAACCCUAAUUUCAACAACAAAUUCGCCGUCGAAUUUCAAUGGUUGAUUAGGAAAAUCAGCACUAGUUCAUCGGCUGGAGGAGUGUGGCGGAACCCUAAUAGUAUAUCAAUAUGGAGGAGAAAGAAAGAAAUUGGGAAAGAGGGUUUAAUUGUUGCCAAAGAAUUGAAGCGUCUUCAGUCAAACCCUAAUCGUCUUCAACGUUGUAUUCAAUCUCAUGUUUCUCGACUCCUUAAAUCUGAUCUUGUUUCUGUUCUUGCUGAAUUUCAACGCCAAGAUCAAGUUUUUCUCUCAAUGAAAUUGUAUGAUGUGGUGCGGAAAGAGAUAUGGUACCGUCCAGACAUGUUCUUCUACAGGGACAUGCUCAUGAUGCUUGCAAGGAACAAAAAGGUAGAUGAAGCAAAGCGGGUUUGGGAAGACUUGAAGAGGGAAGAAGUCCUAUUUGAUCAGCACACAUUCGGUGACAUUAUGAGGGCCUUUUUGGACAAUGAACUGCCAGAUGAGGCAAUAGAAAUAUAUGCUGAAAUGAGGCAAUCCCCCGAUCCCCCUCUUUCACUUCCUUUUCGAGUCAUUCUGAAAGGGCUUAUUCCAUAUCCUGAAUUGAGGGAGAAGAUCAAAGCUGACUUUCUGGAGCUAUUUCCUGGUUACUCUGUCUACGACCCUCCUGAAGACCUCUUUGAAGACCAAGACUGGAAAACAGAGUGUGAUUUGGAUUAGUAAGGCAAGUUUACCAACCUUAGUUCUUUAAGAGAGAGAGAGAGGAGAUUUUUGGAAAACAGAGAGUGAUUUGGAACAGUGAGUAUUUAUCUUCUUAAGAAAAAAAAAGGAAAAAAAAGUUUUUUUGAUUGGAUGAAACCUCGACUAAAAGUCUGUAACUGGAAAUUUUUUUAUCUAUGUUUUAAAUGAGAAAAUUUAAGCUUAAAAAGCACUUUGUAUAUUCCAAACAAUUGAGACUGCUGUAAUCUCACCAGUGUGUAAGUUUGAUAAUACAAUUGAGACUCUCAUUUCACAGAGAUAGAAA